AUGCAGACAAAGAAAGCGUGCAUUAUUAUAUCGAUGUGUAUCUUUAUUUAUCAAGUGUGUGGGCGCUCGCACAAACACAAGUCAGACGACGACGCUGAUUAUCUCAUUGAAGGGCAGGCAGAGAAAGAAGGAAUUCUUAUAUCCACAUUCGCAGGGCCUGACACUAAAUACAUAGCGAUAAAGGACAGAAAGGUUGUUGUUGUGGACGACCCAAAAGACGCCAACUUAUUUGAUAUUGACCUCCCAACUAAGGAAUCUACGCCGCAAGAGAUAAUGCUAGAGCCAUGGGUGGAGGGAAAGAAGCACGUAAUUGAGUCAGAUUCACUUGGGGAUGGCUUGAGUGUUGAAAUUCCAAUUGAGUCUGGGCAGAAAACAGAGUCAAAUCUAAUGAUCAUCCGGGAGGUGGUUGCAAAGAAUGCAUUCAACCCAGUUUUUGAAAUUGUUUCAGCAAUCAGACAAAAGUGUUUCUCUAUUGACGCGCUCACAGCAGAAAUUAGCUUGCAGGCGUGCUCCAAUGGGUCAAAUGACAUGCGAAUGUUUGUUUUUACUUCAAUGCGGGAGGCGCUAAAAAAAGAGGCAGACAAGCGUGGGGGUGGCGACUUUAGCAUGCCUGAGUUCACUGCAAACACGCGUGUUCCAGCUGGUGCGCUGGUUGUAGGAAGCAACAGCGGGGUGCUCUACUCACGCUAA
Nematocida ausubeli is the source of this 690-nucleotide messenger RNA. RefSeq lists its product as uncharacterized. NCBI's taxonomy places the organism in Eukaryota, Fungi, Microsporidia. The transcript has a single exon. The record is from RefSeq and is a predicted model, not a curated record. Bases 1 to 690 code for a protein of 229 amino acids.